AUGGGGGUGAAGCUCUGCCUGAUUCUCCUCCUCAUCCUCGCCGCGGCGGUGGCAUCUCACUCCGCAACCCUCAGCGACGACGCCGUUUUCUCCCCCACCGGCGACCUUUUCGGAGAAACCAGCCCGCGAAAUCUGAUUGGCCGUAGUAUGCUUCAGAAGGGGAAGUAUCUGAGCUACGCGGCGCUGAAGAAGAACAUCAUCCCCUGCGGCGGCAGGGGAAUGUCUUAUUACGACUGCACCAAGCGCAAGAGAGCCAAUCCUUACAGGCGCUCAUGCCUCGCCAUCCAUGGCUGCGCUCGAUUCACCGAUUAA
Molecule: messenger RNA, 312 nt
Organism: Momordica charantia (bitter melon)
Lineage: Eukaryota; Viridiplantae; Streptophyta; Magnoliopsida; Cucurbitales; Cucurbitaceae
Product: protein RALF-like 19
Biological process (GO): calcium-mediated signaling
Cellular component (GO): plasmodesma
Source: RefSeq, a predicted model, not a curated record